This is a messenger RNA of Hemiscyllium ocellatum (epaulette shark), 552 nucleotides long. RefSeq names its product ribosomal protein S12 (gene rps12). Gene Ontology annotation, molecular function: structural constituent of ribosome. The transcript is spliced from 6 exons. NCBI's taxonomy places the organism in Eukaryota, Metazoa, Chordata, Chondrichthyes, Orectolobiformes, Hemiscylliidae. Gene Ontology annotation, cellular component: cytosolic small ribosomal subunit; ribosome. The record is from RefSeq and is a predicted model, not a curated record. Gene Ontology annotation, biological process: translation. Bases 128 to 523 code for a protein of 131 amino acids.
GACGCGGUGACGUCGCCGACGCACGCGUGCUCGCCCUUUUCCUCCGCCAUCUUGUUCCCCUCCCCCUCUCUCUGUCCGGCUCGCGCACGAAACCGCCGCCUUCCGGCGCUACUAGACCUGCAGCGCGAUGGCCGAGGAAUGCAUAACGGCAGGUGGUGUCAUGGAUGUGAAUACUGCACUUCAGGAAGUGUUGAAAACAGCAUACAUCCAUGAUGGCUUGUGUUGUGGUCUCCGAGAGGCUGUCAAAGUACUGGACAAGCGACAGGCUCACUUGUGUGUCCUGGCAGCCAAUUGUGACGAGGCACAGUAUGUUAAAUUGGUAGAAGCACUCUGUGCUGAACAUGGGAUCCACCUGAUGAAGGUUGAUGACAACAAGAAGCUCGGUGAAUGGGUAGGACUUUGCAAAAUAGACCGAGAAGGGAAGCCCCGCAAGGUUGUAGGCUGCAGCUGUGUUGUUGUCAAGGAUUAUGGGAAAGACUCUCAAGCCAAGGAUGUCAUUGACAAUUAUUUCCGAGGAAAGUGAUAUAUUUCAUAAAUAAAAAGGAAAAUUUA